GGAAGGGCGUGUAGAAGGCGGUCUAAGGGCUGUGAAGCUUGUACUCAUGAAAAGUGCUGGACUUGUUGCGCUUUACUCACAUGAACUCGCAGCGUUUUCUCACUUGAACUGUUUACGUUUUAUGUUGAAACGUUAAGUCUUCGGUGUUAAGUUAGGGAACGUUUUAAAGUAAAAGCAAGGGGAAAUGCAGGUGAUUAGAAUGGGCUUUGCAUUAGACUUUGUAUUGUUCUGACCACUGUGGAUUAUUGAGGGACGGCACUCACUGUGCACGACUUUUGGCAUCUAUAUCUCUACUAGGACUAUUGGGAGAUUAUAUUUAGUGAUCGAUUGGAAAAUGGGGAGUAAGACACUUCCGGCCCCCAUCCCACUGCAUCCGUCCCUCCACCUUUCCAGCUAUUCUUUCUUACAGGCUGCAAGUAGGCAUAAUUUAUCUCACCCUGCAGACCACUUUCAAGGACUCUAUGGCUUUAGAAAGGUGCAGACAAUGCAAAUGAACCACUGGACUUUGGGCUACACUCACAUGCAGGAGCUAGGAUCAACCAACACUGGAAUGUCAACUGCACAAGGCCUUGCGGAUCUUCAAUUCUCGCUCCCUGCGUUGCCCUUUACUGCACACUUCUUCCAUCCUAAACAAGGAACUAUAAGUCAAGUAAUUCCGACCCUACACAAAGAUAGACCCCGAUUUGACUUUGCUAACCUUGCCAUUGCAGCUACACAAGAGGACCAGUCCAAGACAGAUAACCUGCUGAAGCUUACAGCAGGUCUCGGAGGCCAUAGCUCAGACUUCAAUAAACUCUCACCACACAGAAAGCCCUCACGCGGAAGGCUACAAACGAAGACCAAAAAGGAAUUCAUAUGCAGAUUUUGUGGAAGAAAUUUUACGAAAUCCUACAACUUACUUAUACAUGAGCGCACACACACAGACGAAAGGCCUUACACCUGCGACAUCUGCCAAAAAGCUUUCAGAAGACAGGACCACCUCCGUGAUCACCGAUACAUCCACUCCAAGGAGAAACCGUUCAAAUGUCAAGAGUGUGGAAAGGGAUUUUGUCAAUCACGCACUUUGGCAGUUCAUAAAACUUUACAUAUGCAGGACUCUCCUCACAAAUGCCCCACAUGCGGAAGAACCUUUAAUCAAAGAAGUAAUCUGAAAACUCACCUUCUUACCCAUACAGACAUCAAGCCCUACUCCUGUGAGCGCUGCAGAAAGGUGUUUCGGCGCAACUGUGACCUGCGACGCCAUAGUUUGACGCACACGCUUCACCAGGACUAGCAACUAGGGAAAAAAAAAUCGUCGUUGCACAUAGAAAAAUUACCAACUGACAUUUGUGGGCAAAUUACUGCGUCAGAACUUGAGAUGGAGAGUAUAGAUGGAAGAACAUCUCCAAAAGCGGUUACUGAAGAUGAAUGAAUACUGUACAUUAUAUAAACCGUGUAAAAUGCUUGUUGCUGGAUGCUUGUUGAAUGAAAUGGAAAUAAAGUUUCAUGUCAAUGUGGUUAUCUACUUCAGGACAAUUCUUAAGAGAUUAUUAAACCAGUUAGGUGAACUAACUAUUUCCCCUAUGUAUUAUUUUAUUGUCGUGAAAGCCUUGAACAGGAUUGUGAAUGCAUUCUAUGUACUCUGUAAGACCAGAUAAAUCUCGUUGCGCUUAAAAAUUGCUGGAAAAAAGUAAAGUAUUAAUGCACAAAUAUGUCUACGUUGAGGUAUACAUAAGCUAGGAAAUAGCACUGCAUUGAGUUUUGGGUGCAACAAAGCAGCUUCGCAUUAUAUGGUGGAAUUAUUUAUAUACACGGUUAGGAGUAGAUGUAUUAGGUCUACUUCUAAUAAAGUUGUUUCCAACACAG
Tachysurus fulvidraco (yellow catfish) is the source of this 1845-nucleotide messenger RNA. It is a transcript of the gene osr2, whose product is annotated as odd-skipped related transciption factor 2. Gene Ontology annotation, cellular component: nucleus. The record is from RefSeq and is a predicted model, not a curated record. Gene Ontology annotation, molecular function: RNA polymerase II transcription regulatory region sequence-specific DNA binding; DNA-binding transcription factor activity, RNA polymerase II-specific. Gene Ontology annotation, biological process: regulation of transcription by RNA polymerase II; embryo development; urogenital system development. The transcript is spliced from 4 exons. NCBI's taxonomy places the organism in Eukaryota, Metazoa, Chordata, Actinopteri, Siluriformes, Bagridae. Bases 335 to 1273 code for a protein of 312 amino acids.